Molecule: messenger RNA, 1505 nt
Organism: Manihot esculenta (cassava)
Lineage: Eukaryota; Viridiplantae; Streptophyta; Magnoliopsida; Malpighiales; Euphorbiaceae
Product: probable LL-diaminopimelate aminotransferase, chloroplastic
Exons: 10
Coding region: 66-1418 (450 amino acids)
Biological process (GO): L-pipecolic acid biosynthetic process; systemic acquired resistance, salicylic acid mediated signaling pathway
Cellular component (GO): chloroplast
Molecular function (GO): pyridoxal phosphate binding; L-lysine:pyruvate alpha-transaminase activity
Source: RefSeq, a predicted model, not a curated record
AUCCCUUUGCUUCCUCACUCUCUCUGUGUCAGGAGAUUACGUACUGAAGCAAAAUCCUGAAAGAGAUGAUGCAUUUUCUUUCCCAAAUGGCGUUUUGCAGUUGCAGACCUAAUGCAGUUCUACUGCGACCUCAACCAAAUCGUUGGGCCAGCAGUUCCAAGUCCAAAGAUGACAGUGAAGUUGCAGGUCACUGCACUCGAGUUCAACGCAAUGUGAAUAUGGAAGGCCUUCGAACUGGAUAUCUAUUUCCUGAGAUAUUCAAGAGAGAGAGUGAACACAUGCAAAAGAAGGCACAUGCAAGGUUGAUAAGACUUGGUAUUGGUGAUACCACACUGCCUAUACCCGAUAUCAUAACCUCUGCAAUGGCUGAGCAUGCUUAUGCUUUAUCAACUAUUCAAGGUUACAAGGGAUAUGGAGCUGAGCAAGGCAACAUGGACUUGAGAAAAGCAAUUGCAGAAAAAUUUUACAAAGAUAUGGGUGUAGAAGGCCACGAGAUUUUUGUAUCAGAUGGGGCACAGAGUGACAUUUCUCGCCUUCAGAUGCUUCUGGGUUCCAAUGUCACAGUGGCCAUACAGGACCCAUCUUUUCCGGGCUAUACAGAUUCCAGUGUAAUUGUUGGUCAAGCUGGCAAGUUAGAAGAAGAAAGUGGCAAGUACGGCAACAUUGUAUACAUGAACUGUGGAUCUGAGAAUGGUUUUUUUCCUGACCUGUCAACCACUCCAAGAACAGACAUCAUUUUCUUUUGCUCUCCAAAUAAUCCCACUGGUAAUGCAGCAUCGCGCCAGCAAUUACAGCAACUGGUGGAUUUUGCCAGGAUCAAUGGUUCCAUAAUAGUUUAUGACUCUGCAUAUGCUGCCUUUAUAUCAGAUGAAAGCCCACGAUCAAUCUUUGAAAUCCCUGGAGCCAAAGAGGUUGCUAUUGAGAUUUCAUCCUUCUCAAAAUUUGCUGGGUUCACAGGAGUCCGGCUUGGCUGGACUGUGGUUCCUGAAGAGCUGUUAUACUCCAAUAGAUUUCCUGUGAUUAAGGAUUAUAAUCGCAUAGUUUGUACUUGCUUUAAUGGCGCAUCAAAUAUUGCUCAGGCUGGAGGCCUAGCCUGUCUUUCUGAAGAUGGCUACAAGGCUGUGACAAAUGUGGUUAACUACUACAAGGAGAAUGCCAAAAUACUUGUUGAAGCAUUUGCAUCACUGGGAUUAAAAGUUUAUGGAGGCAAAAACGCCCCUUACAUAUGGGUGCAUUUUCCAGGAUUGAGUUCUUGGGAUGUAUUCAAUGAAAUUCUGGAGAAAACUGAUGUGGUGACAGUUCCAGGGAGAGGAUUUGGACCUGGUGGUGAAGGUUAUAUCAGAGUGAGUGCAUUUGGGCAUAGAGAAAAUAUCUUGGAAGCUUCAAUGAGGCUCAAAAAAUUAUUUUUCUUGGCAUAAUUAAUCUAAUUAUUGACAUGUAUGACUGCUUAAUGACUUCCUUUUCCUCCCCCUAAUAAAAAGUUGAUGCCAGUUGCAAUUCCUCCA